AUGCUUCUCUCGGAGAGCGGAAGCCUCGAUGAAACUGCCGCAUUGUUUGCGAUGGAGCAGCUUUCUGCAAACAUGGCCGAAAUUUCGGAUUAUAUUUUGGACAUGGCUUCGGACGAGAACAAGCGCUUUAGGCUGUCGCCUUUCGUGCCGUAUGCCUUAUACCAGACCGCAGUCAUAGAAUUGCGACUGUUGAAGCAGAAGGGUGAACCACAACAUAGCGCAAGGGCAGACAGAAUGGUACAACUACUCCAACAUUUUGCCAAGCGUUGGUCUAUAGCCGAGGGCUGA
Messenger RNA from Penicillium longicatenatum, 288 nucleotides. RefSeq lists its product as uncharacterized. The record is from RefSeq and is a predicted model, not a curated record. NCBI's taxonomy places the organism in Eukaryota, Fungi, Ascomycota, Eurotiomycetes, Eurotiales, Aspergillaceae. Bases 1 to 288 code for a protein of 95 amino acids. The transcript has 2 exons.